AUGAUUGAGUCGUUGAGUGAAUAUUUGGUGUCCGAAGAGGUCCUCAAUUCUCGCUUAAGACGACUGACAGACAACUCGUUGAGUUUGAACUCAAUUGCACUGAAAGAGGACACCGAGGGCUCACUUUUAGGACAUCCACUCGACGUAUAUCUCCUCAUCAGACGAAUGGCUAUCGACUUGAAAGAAGUGAACGAUUUGUUGCGAACCAAAGACCAUCGCUUAAGUGAUGUCCAAAUAAGACAAAUCGGUGAUCACUCUAACCAUACAAAUGCAUUGAAUGUCACGUUUGACUUCGACGCCGCGUUUGGAGUGAUAAGUCUCGUCAAUACCUAUGAUUUGGAUAUCAAGUCAUUAGCGAAUGGAUUCAUUAGAUCAAAGAGCAGUUCCGGUGCUGAAGUGACUUCAUAUGAAAAUCAAUUCAAAUUUGCUUUAAGUCUAAAUGCUUUCGACUGCUAUUUGAUUGGAAAACAAACGUUUGAUAACAAGGAGUACUCGAAUGCAAAGCAAUGGUUGACAGAAGCGGUCGAUAGAUUGGAUGACAUGACCAGCGAUGAGAUAAUUGCAGACAUUUUUAAUUACCUGUCGUUUUGUGAACUGAAAAUCGGAAAACCAAGUGAAGCCCAGAAAUAUAAGAGACUGUCGGCCGCUAUAAAGCCAGACAUCGAGACAAAUGAGUUGAUAUCAGAGAUCAAAGUGUUUAAUGACACGAAUACCACUUCUUCUCGUCUCAAAGAACCAAUUUAUCAUUCGUUUCAUUCGGCAAAUGUAUACCAAUUAUGUCGAGGAGAAAGACUUCUGAAUGACUCGAUUGUCUCGAAACUCAAGUGUUUUCACUUAAACACAACGAAAACAUCGUUUUUACGGUUGACUCGCAUUAAAGUGGAAGAGAUGUACAAAAGUCCGCAAAUCGUUGUAAUCCAUGAAUUGCUGUCGGAAUACGAGACACAAACCAUCAUCUCUAUGGCUCAGCCAUCAUUAGAAAGGCUAUACGUUUUUGGAGACGAGGGUAAAAGGGAUGUCAACGAUGGUAAUAGACGACUGGCCCAGGGUAGUAUUAUUUGGGACACACAGCACAAACUCAUGCACACUAUCAGCCGACGUAUCGGUGCCAUUACUGGCCUUAACAUGGAUUUUGUCGAACCGUACAAAGCUAUGAAGUAUAGGGUCGGCGGAUAUUUUAACGACAACUUCGACACGUAUUUUUACAAACCAAAUACAACAUACAUGGAGCGCAUCAUCACUUGGAUCAACUACCUGAGCGAUGUGGGUGCCGGUGGGGCCACAGUAUUCACACGUCUCAAUGUGACCGUACGACCCGCAAAAUACUCGGCAGUGUUUUGGCAUAAUUUGGACAAAUCAGGUGAACUCGACGGACAGACACUGCACAGCGGGUGUCCUGUUAAACUUCUUCUUCUCGUCCUUUUUCGUCGUCUUCUCCAACAUCUGAUCCACGCUUUCAUUCGUGAAGAGCUUUGUUUUGCCCAACAGUUUCAGUGUAUGGACUGUGAAACCGAUGAUAGGAAUCGAGAAUUCAAUGAAUCGAAUUCAACGGGAUAUCCGCGGACUCAGUCCUUAACUGAAUCCUCGGUCACUGACACCAAAACUGCUGAAGAAUUGCAUAAAUUAAUGCCACAAACGCUUAUGAGUUAUGAAGAGGAAGACAAGUCUGCAGAUGUAGUCAAAGCUGCGGUCACUCCCGAUGAGACAACACUACCAGUGGUGGCGCCUACUCUUGAAACCACUCCUGAAUCGCAAAAGUCUUCAGUUGAACGGACUUCUGGAUCUCAAUCGGUGCCCAACGAAGACAAUCAGAAUUGA
This is a messenger RNA of Oppiella nova, 1818 nucleotides long. Lineage: Eukaryota; Metazoa; Arthropoda; Arachnida; Sarcoptiformes; Oppiidae. The record is from the annotation of a GenBank genome assembly.